This is a messenger RNA of Prunus avium (sweet cherry), 768 nucleotides long. NCBI's taxonomy places the organism in Eukaryota, Viridiplantae, Streptophyta, Magnoliopsida, Rosales, Rosaceae. The record is from RefSeq and is a predicted model, not a curated record.
AUGGCUGCCACAAAAUCCAAUUGCCAUGCUCGCUCAAACAGCGUUCCCUCAACAACGCACCCUCUCAUUUCAGAAUUUGAUGAGCAGUUGUGCAGAUUGAGGACUUCUGGAACCGCCUCUUCAUCCUCUACAUCAGUAAGCCAAAGCCUAAAUGGCCUUAAGGAUUUGUAUGAUUGUGCAGAUGAGCUGCUUUUGUUGCCACUCACUCGACAAGCCUUAGCUCAAGAGGAGAACGAUGAGCUAUUGGAUGGAUCUCUUAGGCAAUUGGAUGUAUGUAGUGUCGCCAAGGAUACCUUGCUCCAAACCAAAGAAUGCACAAUAGAAAUUUUAUCAAUUAUCCGCAGAAGACGGGGAGGAAAAACUGAGCUUGCAAGUGAGGUUAAGAAAUUCUUGGCAAUCAGGAAGGUGAUGAAAAAAGCUGUCUGCAAGGCCUUAGGAAAUUUGAAGGUUGUUUCUCCCUUCAGUAAGGAGCAUGAGGCUGUGGCUAUGGUUAGCAUGUUGAAAGAGAUGGAAGCAGUUACUCAGACUCAGCAUGUAAAGAAAGAAGAAGAAGAAGAAACAGAUGCAAAUGAAUUUGCAAUGGUGGAUGCAGCAUUGCACUCAAUUGUUGGUCACAAGACAAAAGAAUCUGAUAACAUUAUUCAGAAUGCACAAACCCAACUGCAAAAUUUAGAGUUGUGCAUACAAGAUCUAGAAGAGUCACUUGAACACCUUUCAAGGCGUUUGAUCAAAACCAGAGUUUCCCUCCUCAACAUCCUCAACCACUAG